Rosa chinensis is the source of this 3177-nucleotide messenger RNA. Its product is annotated as receptor-like protein EIX2. The record is from RefSeq and is a predicted model, not a curated record. The transcript has 2 exons. Lineage: Eukaryota; Viridiplantae; Streptophyta; Magnoliopsida; Rosales; Rosaceae. Bases 127 to 2865 code for a protein of 912 amino acids. Gene Ontology annotation, molecular function: protein binding.
GCCCAUCAUCGCUCUGCAUGAUCAUAAUCAUGAGUGUUAGGUCAUAAUUCUGUUUUGGCUUGGCAUCUAUGCCUGGCCAUUAUCUCUGCUACUUGUUGUUCAAGUGGUGUAGGAAGCUCCAACAUUAUGUGCCAGGAAAGUGAAAGGCGUGCUCUUCUUCAGCUUAAGCAAGGCCUUAUGGACGAGUCUAAUGUUCUUGCCUCUUGGGGAAGCAAGAAAGAUUGUUGCGAGUGGAGAGGAAUAGCAUGCAACAACCAAACAGGUCAUGUCAUCACUCUAAAUCUCUCUUAUAAUUCUUCUGAUGAUUACAUUGAUGCUGAAGCUUCUUUAAGAGGUGAAAUUGAUCCUUCACUACUUGAAUUGCGAUAUCUAAAUUACUUGGACCUCAGUUUUAAUGAUUUUGGGGGAAUUAUGAUUCCCAAGUUCAUUGGUUCUUUGACUCGAUUGAAAGAACUCAAACUUGUGGAAGCUAAUUUUAGUGGACCUGUUCCUCCCCAACUUGGAAACCUCUCUAAUUUGCACACUCUUGACCUUGAAGGCAAUGAUGUGAGCUUUGAAAGUCUCGAGUGGUUAUCUCAUCUUUCUUCCUUGAGAUACCUUAACAUUUCUGAUAUAGAUUUGUCUGGGAAUAGAAAUUGGCCACAAUCUUUCAGCAAGCUCACUUCAGUGAUAGAGCUUCAGUUAUCUUAUUGUGAUCUCGGUAUCAAUCUAAGAUCACUUUCCUCUAUCAAUUCUUCAGCCUCUUUCCAAGUCCUUGACCUCUCUUCUAAUUCUCUUAAUUCUUCAAUAUUUUAUUGGAUAUCCAAUGUUAGCAGCAGCAACCUUGUCCAUAUUGGAUUGAGUUAUAAUGAUUUACAAGGUCCCAUCCCAGAUGUUUUCACAAACAUGGCUUCUCUAAAAUUUCUUGACCUGUCUCGAAACCAACAAAAAGGUGGAAUACCAAAAUUCUUUCAAAGCUUAUGCAGCUUAGAGUCCUUGUAUUUAGAGAGAAACCAAUUCUCUCAAAACAUUAAGGACUCUGUAAAGAUCUUGUCCUGUGCUGGUAGUACACUCAAGAACUUGGACUUGAGCCGAAACCGGUUUUGGGGGUCACUAUGGCUAGAUUUAAAAAGUUUUACAAAGGUAAAAUUUUUUUCUCUUUCCCAAAAUCUGCUAAAUGGUUCUCUACCAGAGAGUAUGGGGCAAAUUUCUAGCCUUGAAGCUUUGGACCUUUCUUGGAAUUCGUUGAAUGGUGUCAUAACAGAAGCCCACUUUUUGAACCUCCCUCGUUUACAGUCCUUGGAUGUUUCUCAUAAUCCAACUUUGUCUAUCAAUCUGAGCUCAUAUUGGAAUCCACCAUUUCAACUUGAGUAUUUGAACAUGUCCUUUUGCAAAGUGGGCCCAGCUUUCCCCAGAUGGAUUCAAACGCAGAGAAAUCUUACUAAGCUUCGUAUCAACAAUGCAGGAAUAUUGGACUCAUUGCCUGAGAAAUUCUUGGAUCAAUUUUCUGGCUUAGAGGACCUAGAUCUUUCCCUGAACAAAAUCCAUGGCAAAUUACCGAAUUUUUCCACAAGUUUAUUGAUGUAUGUUAACUUGUCUUCUAAUCAGUUUUCUGGUGCAUUGCCAUCAUUCCCUCCAACAAUCAAAUAUUUGAUCCUCUCGGAGAACUUGCUUUCUGGACCCCUGAGUUCCUUGUGUGCAAGAGAGGCUCCAAAUUUCCGGUGUCUCGACCUUUCUGUAAACCUGAUAUCAAGGGAACUUCCUAAUUGCUGGAUGCAAUUUCCAAAAUUAAUCGUACUGAAUUUAGGAAAGAAUAAAUUUUCUGGGAAACUACCAAGCUCGUUAGGCAAUUUACAAAAAUUGCGUAUAUUGCGUUUACAUGGUAACAACUUUUCUGGAGAACUGCCUUCUUUCGAGAACUGUACAGAACUAGUAGCUGUUGACCUUGGAGCAAAUAAAUUAUCCGGAAAAAUCCCAACAUGGAUAGGCCAAAACCAAACAUGGUUGUCGGUUUUACGCUUACGGUCUAAUGAGUUUAACGGAAUCAUACCCUCAUCCCUGUGCAGUUUAAGCUCCAUUCAUCUUUUGGACCUCUCUCAGAACAAUUUAUCAGGAGCCUUGCCGCAUUGCAUCAGUAACAUAACAGCUUCAUCUGAUGAGUCAAGAAAUUAUGGAUAUGAUGAUAAUGGAUUUAUACAAAUAGCGUGGGAAGGAGAAGAGUGGAAAGAAGUAGAGAUGGUGUGGAAAGGAGUAGAGAUUGAGUUUGGGAAAAAUCUUGUACAUUUGAGAAGCAUUGACAUUUCAAGCAAUCACUUGGUUGGGGAUAUUCCUGAAAAUAUAACAAGCAUGCUAAAGUUGAAUUCUCUAAACCUCUCAAGAAACAAUUUGACAGGGAAGGUUCCUGAAAAGUUUGGUAACCUGACCAUGUUAGAAUCUCUUGAUUUGUCAAGAAACCAGAUAUCUGGUAGAAUUCCUUCAAGUUUUUCGAGCUUAAACUUUCUUAGUGUCUUGGACUUAUCAUACAACCACUUGUCUGGAAGAAUUCCACUAAGCACUCAACUUCAGAGUUUUAAUGCUUCUGCCUAUAUAGGAAAUAGUGGACUUUGCGGACCACCACUUACACAACAAUGCCCUGGAGAUGGAACAACACAAAAUCCUGGAGUCACUACUGGUACUGAAAAUGAUAAUGAUGGUCUCAUAAGCCUGGGAUUCUUUAUCAGUGCAGUGCUCGGAUUCGUCACUGGAUUUUGGAUAAUCUGUGGCAGUUUACUGCUGAAGCGCUCUUGGAGACACGCCUAUUUCAGGUUACUGGAUGAUACAAGAGAUUGGGUUUAUGUCAAAACUGCUGUGUACAAGGCAAAAAUGCAGAGGAGACUUCAAAGAUAAAUGGUAAGGAGCUUCUCACUGGCAUUCAAGGGAAUGAGCCGACUUACCCCGAAAUUGGAAAUUCAAGGCUUAAUGUGGAAGGUUUUGAGAUGCCGUUGCUAAGAAAUAAAUAAAUAUCAGCUUGUUUCUCUUUAGAAGUUUGUGUAAUAAAUGGAUUAUAUGUAAUAUGGGCGAGUAAGGCCAUUUGAUUCCAUGCAUAUCCAAAUCUACAUUUUUGGCCAUAGAAGCCUUUAGCUUCUCAAUUGCUGUAAUUUACACCUAGCUUUCUCUAUUAAUUUCAAAUUAACUAGCUGCUACUACUGUUCCAUUCCA